Hyla sarda is the source of this 1575-nucleotide messenger RNA. It is a transcript of the gene SLC35A2, whose product is annotated as solute carrier family 35 member A2. Gene Ontology annotation, cellular component: Golgi membrane. Gene Ontology annotation, molecular function: UDP-galactose transmembrane transporter activity. The record is from RefSeq and is a predicted model, not a curated record. NCBI's taxonomy places the organism in Eukaryota, Metazoa, Chordata, Amphibia, Anura, Hylidae. Gene Ontology annotation, biological process: pyrimidine nucleotide-sugar transmembrane transport.
AUAGUUGAAAAGAGGCACGUUAAUAACCAACAAAAUGGCGCCCAUUCUGCGGGCGACACAAUCUUGACGGCCCGCCUCUCAGCGAACGUAGGACGUAUCUACGCCUUACAGUGAUGACGUAACCCGGAAACAGUUGUGUGAAAUAAAACGUUCCUAGUUACCAGGGUUCCCCCUCCACAGUUUGGCAGGUGACGUUGGCUCGGAAGUGAGCUGGCGGUGCUGCCGUGGAGUGGCGGACCCGGAAGUGCGGCUGAGCCGGGAGAAAUGGCGGCGGCUGCCGGAGCUGGAGACGAGGAGAGGGACAUGAAGCAGCUGCAGUCCGACAUGAGUGAACCGGGGAGCCCCCCGGGGAGGAGCGCGGGAGAGCGAAACAAUCGUCGUCUGAAGUAUCUCAGCUUGGCCGUUCUGGUUGUCCAGAACGCUUCCCUCAUCCUCAGCAUCCGAUAUGCCCGCACCCUGCCCGGUGACCGCUUCUUCUCCACCACCGCCGUGGUCAUGGCUGAGAUUCUCAAGGGCAUCACUUGCCUGCUGCUCAUGCUGGCCCAGAAGAGAGGUAACGUGAAGGAGCUAGUCUUGUUCCUGUAUGAUGCCAUCCUUAUUCAGUACAUGGACACCCUGAAGCUGGCAGUGCCCUCCCUUAUUUAUACCUUACAGAAUAAUCUACAGUAUGUGGCCAUAUCCAACCUCCCAGCAGCCACCUUCCAGGUGACGUAUCAGCUGAAGAUCCUGACCACCGCGCUGUUCUCUGUCCUGCUCCUGAGGAAGAGCCUGUCCCGGCUGCAGUGGGGCUCCCUGGUGAUCCUCUUCAUCGGCGUGGCCAUCGUACAGUCCGAGCAGUCUGGCGGGAAGGAAAGCGUGGCAGCGAGCGGUCAGAACUACGUUGUGGGGCUGAUCGCGGUGGCCGUCUCCUGUCUCUCCUCAGGUUUUGCCGGCGUGUACUUUGAGCGCAUCCUGAAGGGCAGCUCUGCCUCGGUUUGGCUGCGUAAUGUUCAGCUCGGCAUCUUUGGGACGGCACUGGGACUCCUGGCCAUGUGGCAACAAGAUGGCGCUGCAGUGGCAGAGCGCGGAUUCUUCUAUGGCUACACUCCUCUGGUGUGGUGCGUCAUCUUCAACCAGGCAUUCGGUGGCCUUCUGGUAGCCGUUGUGGUCAAAUACGCAGACAACAUCCUGAAGGGCUUUGCCACGUCUCUGUCCAUCGUGGUGUCCACGGCCGCUUCUGUUCACCUUUUUGGAUUCCACGUGGACCUCCCAUUUGCCUUGGGUGCUGGACUGGUCAUAGGUGCUGUGUACUUGUACAGCCUCCCCCGGACACCUGAUACCCCCCUGUCUACCACCAGCCAGACUUCUUCACUCAAGGAACCUUUCUUGCCAAAGAUUGUUUCCAAACAAAAAGGCUCAUAAGAGCGAAGGGACCGUGACCGGACUGCACCAUUCCUAAAUAUUCCUAGUGACCGGGCUAUACCAUUACUGAAUAUUCCUAGUGACCGGGCUGCACCAUUACUGAAUAUUCCUAGUGACCGGGCUAUACCAUUACUGAAUAUUCCUAGUGACCGGACUGCACCAUUACUGAAUAUU